GAGAUCUUGUUCAAUUAAUAAGUUGCGCACAUACUACUAUUUUCAAAAAAAAAAAAAAAAAAAAAAAAAAAGAAUAAUCGCGUUAUUUAAAAUUGUUUCCAUUUUUUUUUCAUAUCGAAAAAAAUGUUUACGUAUUUUCGGGAGUGAUUUUUGUUUUUAUUUUAUUGACAUGUUCCGGUAACAAGUGAAAAGGGAUUUUUUCCCCUCACUAUAGAUCGUAUUAUCGAUCAUGGGUGGUGCGCAAAGUAGUGGAACUCACAGUUUAGGCGACGCAUUAUGGGUUCACGAACGACAACGACAAAAAUGUCAUCGUGAAGGAAGUCAAUGCGAGAGUCAUGGAAGUCAAUCAUCGACUCAGGAACGUCGGAAGCUUUUAAAACGUACCCGAAGUUUGGCUGUUAUUUCCGAAGACGAAUCUCGCUACACUCGUGAGAUUCCUCAUUUUCGAAUUAACGAGCCUAAUUUCAACUUGACCCGGCGACCUCAAUUGAUCCCAAGGCCCAAAUUGAUUGAUCGUAAUUCACUCAAAUAUAGAUUGUCAAAGAGUCAGCAGCAAUUAUUUGAUUCAUAUGACAAAUUUACUGACACAAAAUCCAAUCAAUCAAAAUCGUCAUGCACACUCUAUUCACCACCACCAUUGACAUUACUUCCGGAUCCUUUGCCCUAUGUACGUGGCAAUAAAUCAGAAUCGGAUCGUCUCAAUAUUUUAGAUUGGCCCGAUUCAUCGAGAAAAUAUUGCAGUGUUCAGAAUUUAGAUACUGUAUCAGGAUUGGUGGAAAUUGUUGAGGAUAAUUGGCCAUUGGAGGAAAAUCGUAGUCUCGAUUGUAUUUACACGCAGGUAAAACGAAAACGAAAGGAACACCGUAGUCUCGACAGUAUUCUUUUCGAGGACGACGAUGAAUUACAAUAUUUCGACGUUCUCAAUCUUCUGCCACUUUCCAAUGUUUGUCUAGGAGAAUCAGCGCCAAAAAUUCCUAAUCGUUGUAAAGAACGUGACGAUUUUUUUGACGGUAUUUUAUCGAUUAGCGAUAAAGAAAGUACGAAAGAUUUUUUCUCCACCAGUGGCAAUAACGAGACUGAUGAGGAGAAAUCCAAAAAUCAAGAGGACGAGGGAAAUGAUUCAAGAAAGGGAUUUUGGAUAGAAUUGGUGAGUCCAUCGAAACAGGAGAGAAAAGACUUUUGGGAGAGGUUGGAUGAUCAGGAGCAAAAACGACAGGUGAGAAAAGAGGUGGAGAAAUUUCAAUCUUUAGAGAAACAGAAAGACGAGAUAGAGAAGAAAGAGGAGAAAAAAGUAGAAAUUAUUCAAGAAGAAAAAUAUUUAGAAGAAACAAAAAUAGAAAUUACAGAAACACAGGAGGAAGUUAAAGAUGAGAAACUAGAUCUUAAAACAGAAUUAUCAAUUUUCGAAGAAACUUUAAAAUCAAAAGAGGCAGAGGAGGUAAAAAUUUUUCAAGCUCGAAAUCCAUUUCCACGUUCAUCUAAUGUUAAAGAAUUGAGUAAAUCUUUAGCUGAUAAAUAUAAAGCAAAUGUGGCAAUAGUAACACCCUGUGAGGAGAAAUUUAAAGUUGAAGAAGUUGAAGACGUUCGAUCAAUUUGGAUAUCAGACGAGGAGGAAGAAAUGUCACGUAGACCCCAGGUGUUAAAAAUAAUUGACAAUGAUCUUACAAAACGUUGUAAUAAAAAUGAAAAUCCAUCAGAAUUAAUUGAAACUAAAAGUAUUGAGAGUGCAAGAAAUUUUUUCGAAAAGAAAAGUAAUGAGAAGGAGGGAUUUAAAAAUUCAUCUAUUGAAGGAAGAUUCGAAAGAAUUGUUAAGGAGACAACAAAUAUUUUUGAUAAAGCCUGUAAUGUUAUGAAAGGAACAUUAGGAUUUGAAGCACGUUCAGAGAGUUCUGAUCUUGGUCUAGGUUCGGAAAUUGAAAGCGAUAGGAGACGAUCAAUUGAUGAGAAUACAAAUGGAAAAUUAGAGAAAUUAGAGGAAAAAAAGGAUGAAUCUGAAAAGAAGAAGAAUUAUACAAAUUUAACAAGAUCGAGAAGUUGUGUUGAUUCAUUAGAAUGUCAAGAUGAACCGGAAUUUAAUCAUGUUCGUUAUAAAAUAGUAAAAUCGAAUCUAUUUGGAAAGAAUAUAUUUAGUACAUCAAAGGGUGAUGUUACAUAUGAGGGUCUAAUGGAUUAUCUUAGGGAAUAUUCAUUUCAGGAAUUAUUAUUGGACAAUAAUGUUGUUAUCAUUGAACCCGUGCGUGCGGAAGUUGAAAGGAAGCCGUCAAUGAAUGUUAAGAGUAAAAGUUUGCCAACUUGUCGAAUAUCGGGUGCUAUGGAAAAAAAGAGGGAAAUUACUGAUGAGAGAAAGAAUUUUAAUGAAAAAUCACAAACAUGUCCUAGACAAAGUUUAUUGAGGAAACAUUUUUUUUAUCAUCCAAUUCGUAUUAAUAAGGAAUUAAUUGAUGAUGAAUUGCCUAAUCCUGAUACAGUUAAGAAUGUGACACGAAUGUUUGAGGAGACAUUUAGGGCGAAAAAAAGUUUGGAGAGAGAUAAAAAUAGAAGUUUAAGUAUGAAGGAUCUUAGCGUUAAGGAAGAGGAGGGUGUUAAGAAUGAGGAUGGCGAAUUUUAUGAGAAGGUGCGGGAAAGUAGAUCUCGAAGUUCAAGUAGAGCAAAGGAUUUGACGCGGCAUUUUGAAAAUUUGAAAAAGAAGACAAAUUCUUUGGCAUCGGUGGUAGGUAAAGAUGAGCCAGAAUGUCCUCGUAGUGAAUCAAAAACAAGAAUUCUUGCACAAUCAUUUGAGGCUAGAAGUGGACAUACAUCACCAAGUGAUUCGAAUUCAUCGAAUAAAAAUCGUAUCACUCGAUUUAAUCAGCAUAAUCGUCAUCAUAAUUGGGAUGCUGGUAGUGUUAGCUCAGGUGUUUCUAGUGAUUAUCCGGAUACGGAUCCUGCUCCUUGUACCUCCUCCGAGGAUGAGGAAAUCGAUUGUCAGGACGAGGAGAUCGAAGACGAAAGUGGUCCAGGUCACUAUGUCUCACAGGAUGUUUUAAGAAAAAUUCGCGAAUGUGGAACAUCAGUUACAUAUUAUGGUGGUAAGGUCGUCAAUACUUAUAAUGGACCAAUUAUUUCGCCAAUGAAUAAUAAACACUUGAGGAGGAGAAAUCAAUUGCAGGACUAUGUCAAGUUCCGUUUAGUUAAGAGCAAUUCGUGUGAUAGUCGAUUGGAACUAACGGGAAAAGUUGUUGAAGAAAAGGUCAAGGUCGAUAAAAAUUCUGAUCUAAGACAAUGCACAAUAGCGGAAAUGCCAAGUAUUGAAUUAUCAUUGUCAAUGGAGAGGCAGGAGAUGAAAAAAAUGAUGGAGGAAGAGGAGAAGGAGAUAAAGAAGAAGAAGAUUAAAGAAUCAAAGAAAGAACCACCGGUGGUGAUUGGCUCAGAGCCAAAAAAAGAUGAGGGCAAAUGUUUAAGAGCCGAUUUUAAAUUGGGAAAAUUGGAUGAAUCAAAUUCACGAUUUAGUGCAUUGUCAAAAUGGCAAAUUAAUGAAAAUGGAUGGCGAAAAAAUACUGAAUUCGAUAAAAUGGAAUUUGAAGAAUUUGAAAUACUUGAAGAUAGUUUAAAUGGAAUUGACAAUGAAAGUUAAUAAUAAUAAUAAUAAUAAUAAUAAUAA
Messenger RNA from Leptopilina boulardi, 3640 nucleotides. It is a transcript of the gene jv, whose product is annotated as protein javelin. The transcript is spliced from 8 exons. NCBI's taxonomy places the organism in Eukaryota, Metazoa, Arthropoda, Insecta, Hymenoptera, Figitidae. Bases 230 to 3613 code for a protein of 1127 amino acids. The record is from RefSeq and is a predicted model, not a curated record.